CGAUCGACAUAGCCACUGAGCUCUCAGUUCCUCAGUUAGCAUUCUGAUAACAGCAUGUGGUGACAGAGGAGCGUGAGGACAUCGAUAUUGUUAACGACAGAGCGCUGGGGCCAUGACGGACACACGGAAAUAUACAGAUAAAGACAAUCCAAAGGAUUUGUUUAAAAGGUUAUACACCAAAGCUAAUGCUCUUGGGUUGAGUGAAAAAGAUUGGAUGAAAUUGGAUGCUCUCAGAGACAUCAGAAAAAGUUCUUCACGGAAAUCUUCCAUUGUGAGAAUAUUGGAAAAGGUGUGUUUACUCUUGCUGAUACUUAUUGCUAGUCUACUGUUUAUUGUUGUGACUGAAUGGCCCGUGAGCAAUAACAAACUUCUGUUAAUUUGGUUUAAGAUUCAAGACCUUGACCCUUUUCAUGAGCAAUGUUUAGUAGAAAUGAGCGAGUCCAUCAGUGACUAUGUUCGCCCACCAGUGGACUGCAGUUUUUGUGAAGAAGUUACUCAAAUUGACAGAGUAUCAAAUAUUACGCGUGAACAGUUUGAAACUACAUAUGCAUAUUCUGGGCGGCCAGUGGUUAUCGAAGGAUCUACAGCCAAUUGGACUGCAAUGAAUGUUUUUUCUUUUAAAUUCUUCAAAAAAUUGUAUAAUCAAGAUAGUCCAACUUUGGUUAAUUCAGACACAAAUUGUCAGUUUUUCCCAUACUCUACAAGUUUUGACAAUCUUGGUGAAGUGUUUAACAUGAGCGAGGAUCGAGCAUUGAUGAAAGAUGGAUAUGAACCCUGGUAUAUUGGAUGGGGUAACUGUGAUUUCUCGGCUGCCAACAUCUUAAGGAAACAUUACCAUCGGCCAGACUUCCUUCCUGUCGACUCAGAAUCUAGUAAAACCGACUGGAUCUUCAUGGGAAGUCCUGGACAUGGCGCCCACCUACACAUAGACAAUGUGGACCUGAUGUCGUGGCAGGCACAGAUUACCAGCAGGAAACGAUGGUUACUGGAGCCACCCCCGGAAUGUUACUACAAGUGUGUCCACUCAAUGUCAACCGUGGUAUCACCAGGGCAGAUCAUAAUUGUGGAUACAAACAAAUGGUACCAUGCCACAUUGGUGGUAGGGGACGAGGUCAGCAUCUGUAUCGGCUCCGAGUAUGACUAGAGGUCCGAGUGAUUC
This is a messenger RNA of Mizuhopecten yessoensis (Yesso scallop), 1159 nucleotides long. RefSeq lists its product as uncharacterized. The transcript has 4 exons. The record is from RefSeq and is a predicted model, not a curated record. NCBI's taxonomy places the organism in Eukaryota, Metazoa, Mollusca, Bivalvia, Pectinida, Pectinidae. Bases 113 to 1144 code for a protein of 343 amino acids.